This is a messenger RNA of Varanus komodoensis (Komodo dragon), 550 nucleotides long. It is a transcript of the gene POLR2I, whose product is annotated as RNA polymerase II subunit I. Gene Ontology annotation, molecular function: nucleic acid binding; DNA-directed RNA polymerase activity; zinc ion binding. Gene Ontology annotation, cellular component: RNA polymerase II, core complex. Gene Ontology annotation, biological process: transcription-coupled nucleotide-excision repair; maintenance of transcriptional fidelity during transcription elongation by RNA polymerase II; DNA-templated transcription. NCBI's taxonomy places the organism in Eukaryota, Metazoa, Chordata, Lepidosauria, Squamata, Varanidae. The coding region runs from base 34 to 411 and encodes 125 amino acids. The record is from RefSeq and is a predicted model, not a curated record. The transcript is spliced from 6 exons.
GGGGAAGGGAAGGCGCCGUCGCCCGAGGUUGCCAUGGAGUCGGAAGGGGCCUACGAGCCCUGCUUCGUCGGGAUCCGCUUUUGCCAGGAGUGCAACAACAUGCUGUACCCCAAGGAGGACAAAGAGAACCGGAUCCUGCUCUACGCGUGCCGCAACUGUGACUACCAGCAGGAGGCCGACAACAGCUGCAUCUACGUUAAUAAGAUCACGCAUGAAGUUGACGAAUUAACCCAGAUCAUCGCUGAUGUUUCUCAGGAUCCAACUCUGCCCCGAACAGAGGACCACCCCUGUCAGAAGUGUGGCCACAAAGAAGCCGUGUUUUUCCAGUCCCACAGUGCAAGGGCUGAGGAUGCCAUGAGGCUGUAUUAUGUCUGCACAGCCCCACACUGCGGGCACCGUUGGACGGAGUGAAGCGCCUCUUGGCUGCUCCCCCCCCGCCUCCCGCUCGAGGAAACUCCUGGACGAGCCAUGGGACACGUCCUCCGGUUAAUCACCCCACUUGGACUGGGCUUUGCUUUUUGCUCUGCUAAUAAAGAUGGUUUAUUUUUCA